AUGGAUAUAUUCGAAAAGAUUGCUUUUACCAAAUUGAAUUCUGUUGUUUCUAUAGACGUAGUGGAGAAAGAACCUGUGUUGAACAUACCUGUCAUCACUUUUGCCCAUGAGAUGUCAAAUCUUGGAUUCUCCAUCACAAAACAAGUAUAUAACUAUCUUUGUAAUUUGAAGAAUCCAAAUGAAAAGUGUGCUAAAAUAUUAGAAAUAGCUAAAGAAUCUGUUGGAGCUCAUGUGAAAAUGAAGGCAUUCUAUCCAGAUUUCCCGCUUCAAGUGAUGAAUAUGGUUGAAGCUGACUUGUAUUUUUUGGCUGCAAUGCAUUAUUGGAGUUGCGGGUACUGGAAACUCUCUUUUAUAGAAUCAAGUCGACCCGAACUUAAAGAAGUUACCCAUCAAACAACUAUUUCUUUGAUCUCUAUAAAGCAUGUUAAGGCAUAUUUCUAUAAAAUUUUGUCUUCGAAACAAGGUGUCCCAGAAGCGUUGUUAACUUUUGUUGACGCGGCCAUCAAUGAAGGAUGGACUUGUGGGUUUAGUGGGGAAAUUCCAUUCAAAGAAAAUUUAUGUCGUGUAGCAACAUAUCUUGUUAAGAAGGGAGAAUCAAUUAAUAACGUAAUAUCAACAUCGACGGACAUACUACGUGUUAUGGCUUCUCUAUCAGAAUCAGAUAUUGAAUUGAAAAAAAAAAUACGCUUCAAAUCAUUGAGUCGCAAAUAUCGGCGUAUUAUUAUAUUGGCAUUAGAAGAAGUUAUAAAUAUCUCUGAUAUCAAGGCAUAUGAAUCCUUAUGGAAAAUUGCAUUUCAUUCACUUCAUGUAGGCGAGUUUGGUGGAAAAACAGCCGACAUUGCAUCUCGUUUUCGUAAUGAAAAUAAUGUAAAGACAUCUGAAACAAUAAUAGCAGAAGCUAUUAAGGACGGUAACACUAAGUUGGCGAUGGUAAAGUUGAUACAUAAACCGUCCGUGUUUGCACGCUCCCUUGAUAAAUUAUUGAGAGACUCUAAUAAAGAAACAGCUGAAUUUAUUAUAAAACAAUUUGCUUCAAUCAUCAAUAAAAUUGAUGCUAAGAUACUUUUGCAGCUAUUCGGUCAUUUUAAAGGCCGCAAAAUCAAUGAAUCGAGCUCUAGGGUUGUUUUCACGGCUGGAAGCCAAGGAAGAGCUAUCAUGGUUCCCAAACUAACUGAAAUGGAUAAUGAUAUUGUAAGAGGUAUUAUAAAUAUCAUCACCAUCGAGUUAGAGAAACAAUUCUAUAAUAAAGGACAUUUAAAAAAUAGAAAAGUAUAUAUUGGCAUAGAAGCUAAAGGAGUGUUACUACCUUCUCAACUAGCCUCCAUAUCUGACAAUAAAAGAACAAUAUCUCGUGGUUCUAGAGUCCCCAUUGAUAUUAUACCUUUAGAUAUCGAAAAAAAUAUUCUUCGUAUGUUUAUACAUUGGAUUGGUGAUGAUAUAGACUUAAGUGCAUUAUUUUUAAGCGAAGAUUUGAACACACAAAGUCACAUAGCUUUCACAAAUUUGAAAGACGACUUUGCUUGGCAUUCAGGUGAUAUUGUCAAUGCUCCUGGACCUGAUGGUGCUAGCGAAUUUAUUGAUAUUGAUCUCAAAAAAGCACAAGAGUUUGGCAAACGUUAUGUUUGCAUGGAUGUUAGAGUUUUCUGCGGUCCUAGUUUCUUAGAACACGAACAAUGUUUUGCAGGGUUUAUGCUCCGUAAGGAGCCGCAAUCUGGUGAAAUAUUUGAACCUUUAACUGUCCGUUGUAAAUUUGACAUCACCAGUAAAGGCAGAUCAGCUGAUAUUUGUCUUUUUGACAUGAAAACCAGAGAAAUGAUUUGGAUUGAUACCAUGAUAAACCACGGACAGACUGCCAACAGUCUUGCUAAUAACACGGCAAGUUCUGUGUAUAUUAUUCGUGCAUUUCUCAAGAUGGAGCAAAGCAAGGUCAACAUAAAUGAACUAGUAUCUAUGCACGCAAGAGCUGUAGACGCAAACAUCGUUUCACAAAGAGAUGAAGCUGAUUUUACAGUUGGGUUGGGAGAAGGUGAUCUUGACGUAUACAAUUUUACAUCGAUAAAUGCUGAUUGGAUUUAG
Messenger RNA from Debaryomyces hansenii CBS767, 2076 nucleotides. RefSeq names its product TerD family protein. The record is from RefSeq and is a predicted model, not a curated record. The coding region runs from base 1 to 2076 and encodes 691 amino acids. The transcript has a single exon. Lineage: Eukaryota; Fungi; Ascomycota; Pichiomycetes; Serinales; Debaryomycetaceae.